Messenger RNA from Pseudophryne corroboree (corroboree frog), 7274 nucleotides. It is a transcript of the gene SLC24A3, whose product is annotated as solute carrier family 24 member 3. Bases 389 to 2425 code for a protein of 678 amino acids. The transcript is spliced from 17 exons. Gene Ontology annotation, cellular component: plasma membrane. Lineage: Eukaryota; Metazoa; Chordata; Amphibia; Anura; Myobatrachidae. Gene Ontology annotation, biological process: intracellular calcium ion homeostasis; calcium ion transmembrane transport. The record is from RefSeq and is a predicted model, not a curated record. Gene Ontology annotation, molecular function: calcium, potassium:sodium antiporter activity; calcium channel activity.
AGGGGAAUUGGCAGCAGCAGCAGCAGCUAUGGGUAAAGUUUGAGCAGUGAGCGCUGCUCUCCUUGUGGUGAUCGCUCCCUUUGUGUGUGUCCGUGUCACCCGCUCUCCCGGGGGAUCUGUCAUCAGGCAGCUGCUCUGUGCACUCUCAUCACCCAGCACUCACUCUCAGCAGCAGCAGCAGCAGCAGCAGCAGCACAGCCCGGAGUCCUCCUGCCUGCACCAUGCCGGCGCUCGCCGCUGCAAACUCUGCGCUGUGACCAGACGUGUGUAGCCGGGCGCACAGAGAGGAGGAGCAGCCGCUGAGAACCCCUCUCACCCUACACGGAGCACAUAGAAAGUGCGGGGAGAGAGAGAGAGCGCUCCUUGUUCUGUCCAGAGUGGUCCCUGCAUGGAUGUGACCGUGGGCACGGGGAACAUGCUCGGGGUGGCUCGGAGGGAGCCGUGCCAGUCUAUCGCCCUGCCAGGGAUGCUGAAGGGCAGGCUCCGGAGGAGCAGGACCCGCAGGAAAAGGAAGGAGCUGCUGCUGGGACAGAUGUGCUUCAUGGGGUGCCUCAUGCUGGUUGGCUCAUCUUUCUACCACUGGGCUGGAAAAUCGGGUUAUGAAGAACACAGCUCUGUAGAGAGUGACCAGAGAAAAGUAUUAGAUGUCAAUGCCAAUGGUAAUGUGCGAGGGUUACUUUGGACAAAUCAGGAAAAUUUCACUGAAAUUCAAGGUGAACACACAUAUCGCAAGAAUUGCACCGAGCCAGCGCUUCAUGAAUUUCCUAGUGACAUCUUCUCAAACGAGGCCCGACGCCAUGGUGCAAUCAGUCUGCAUGUCGCAUGUGCAAUGUACAUGUUCUACGCUCUCGCUAUUGUCUGUGAUGACUUCUUCGUCCCGUCCUUGGAAAAGAUUUCUGAAAGGUUGCAGCUCAGUGAAGACGUGGCAGGAGCUACCUUCAUGGCCGCCGGCAGUUCUGCUCCAGAGCUGUUUACAUCGGUGAUAGGAGUAUUCAUCACAAAGGGAGACGUGGGAGUUGGAACGAUCGUGGGCUCAGCUGUAUUCAACAUCCUGUGUAUAAUUGGAGUCUGUGGCCUGUUUGCAGGACAUGUGGUUGUCCUGUCAUCUUGGUGUUUAUUAAGAGAUGCCACCUACUACACACUGUCUGUCAUUGCUCUCAUUGUGUUCAUAUACGAUGAAAAAGUUGCCUGGUGGGAGUCAUUGAUAUUGGUCUUGAUGUAUGCCGUUUACAUUCUCAUAAUGAAGUACAACUCCACUAUACACCGGUGCUUUGAAAAGAGGACAAAAGGAGCAGGAAACUUGGCAAAUGGACUAGCAAGUAAUGCAGAGUUAGAUGACAACAUAAACUGUGACGCAACAGUGGUGUUACUCAAAAAAGGAAAUUUUCGGCGCAAAACCUCCGUGAUAAUGGUGGAUGAGAUACUGUCUGCAUACCCACAUCAGCUGUCAUUUUCUGAGGCUGGACUGAGAAUAAUGAUAACCAGCCACUUUCCACCAAAAACACGCCUCUCCAUGGCCAGUCGCAUGUUGAUAAAUGAGAGGCAGAGAUUAAUAAACAGCCGAGCCUAUGCAAAUGGAGAGUCUGAGGUAUCUAUAAAAAUUCCAAUUAAACAUGCUGUUGAGAAUGGAACUGGUCCCGGGAAUUCCUCAGAAAGAAGCGCAAAUGGCACCAGAAAGGAUGAUGAUGUAGCUGAAGCCGGCAAUGAGACAGAAAAUGAAAAUGAGGACAAUGAGAAUAAUGAGAAUGAUGAGGAGGAUGAAGAAGAGGAUGAUGAUAAUGAUGGACCUUACACACCUUUCGACAUCCCCUCUGGGAUAGCGGAGAAGGCGAAAUGGAUGGUAACCUGGCCACUGUGUUUCCUUAUGUAUUUCACGGUACCCAACUGUGCUAAGCCACGCUGGGAGAAAUGGUUCAUGGUUACGUUUGUCUCGUCAUCCAUCUGGAUUGCAGCUUACUCUUAUGUGAUGGUCUGGAUGGUCACUAUAAUUGGGUUUACUUUAGGAAUUCCAGAUGUAAUUAUGGGCAUCACCUUCCUGGCUGCUGGAACGAGCGUACCAGAUUGUAUGGCCAGCCUGAUAGUAGCACGGCAAGGGAUGGGAGACAUGGCCGUAUCAAACUCCAUCGGGAGCAAUGUAUUUGACAUUCUCAUUGGGCUUGGACUCCCUUGGGCAUUACAAACGCUGGCAGUGGACUAUGGGUCAUAUAUCCAGCUAAACAGCAGGGGCCUCAUAUACUCUGUGGCUUUGCUUCUGGCUUCCUUGUUUGUUACGGUCUGUGGUGUUCACCUAAACAAGUGGAAACUGGACAAGAAGCUGGGGGUGACCUGCCUUUUCCUGUAUGGCAUCUUCCUCUGUAUUUCCAUCCUUACAGAAUUCAAUGUUUUCACGUUUGUGAACUUGCCCAUGUGCAGAGGCGGCAUCUGAUCCAUCGUGCAGACAUGUCAGAGAGACUUCAUCCUACUUUUUGGUGCAAUACAAAGACAAGACCCUCGUUAGGAAGCAAAGGCACACCCGGAGGUCGUUAUGUCCUGGUCUCUGUUCAGGGGAAUUUCUGACUUCCUAAUUUUCUCCCUUCUAUUACAUUGGGGAAAAUUCCUCCAGUUUUUUGUUUCUACUGUUCGAGAUUCAUAAUUUGUCCUAUUAAACAGUGACCAGGGUUUUAGGUUAAAGGCUGCUAACUGGCCCAGAGCCAGCCCAAAUCAUGUCUGCUACAAAUCCUUCUUUAUUAAGUUAUUUGGUGGAGGACUAAUGUAAUUUAUGACUUGAGAUUGCAGAAGAAUGGAAACGAUUCAUUACCAGGGAUCAAUUAUGAUGAAUAUCAAGGGAUCAUAUAGCUGAAAUCCUUGUUCACAUGGAGAAAAAUAAAAACCCUUGGAUGAGCCCGACGGACUACGAUGCACAUCUAAAAGGACACAGGCUGACAUAGGAACUUUUGAAAGGAAUAGAUCACAUUCUUAUUUUAUGCUACAGACAGAACAUUGGAAAGAAAUUUUUAUACAAUGAACAAAUCUCUUUCUUAAAUUAAAGUAGAUAAAGGGUAGAUUUUCAGAGACAGUACCAAACUGUUCUCUGUGUCACUGAUGUAGUCAUGUGACACGACAUUGGCUUCAGAGUGUAUUGGCUUGUGUACUUUGUGUUGGAGGGUGCUCAGCAAUGGUAUUCAAUGCAAUAGGGUAAUCAUUCAGUCCUAUAAUGGUUCAUUCUUAACCCACAGGUUAAAUGGUUACAGCUGAAGGUACUUUGGUGUCUCCUCUAGCUAAAUUGGAAUUUGCCUGGUACAGUAUUUUUGUAUACAUAGUUACAUAGUAGGCGCUGAUCUCUAUGUAAACAAAAGUCGUAUAUAAUUCAGUUAUGGACACUGGUUUCUUUAAAAAAAAGGCAUAUUUUGCACAAAUGCUUUUCAAUGACAAUACAACAUAAAUAAUUCUGAAGUGUACACUGGAUGUGGAGAUAAUGUAUUUACAGUUUAAUCAAAAGACCUCAUAAUAUGGGAUCAACCAAGUCAAUGAGUAUACAUCCAAAAGUCAGUCCCAAGACCAGCCAUGUUUUGUAGAGUAAAACGUUAAUUUAUUAUGCAUGUACAUGUACAGAGAGCAAAACUAUAUGAGGAAAACUAGGACUAGUUUCUAUGAGUCAUGAAAGCUGACAGUAAUUCAGGGAUUUAGUGAAGGACAUACGCACAGCAAUGCUUAUUUUUGUAAACAUAUAAAAUAUAUAUACACAUCUAAUUCAUUGUAGUGCAUUGUCCUGCAUAACUAAUAUAGCAACUGAAACAAAGUUUAUUGAUACGAAAAAUUAUACUUUUUAUUAAAGCAACACUCUUAAGAAAUUCUUCCAGUACCCCUUAUCAUUCCUUCAAUCAACUAAACUGAAUGUUUCAUUGUACAUAGCGAAUAUUGAUGUCACUGUGCAUUUAGAGUAAUUUACUGUUCUUCCUUCAGAAAGGAAAUAUCUAGCAUAAAUUCUAGGGCUCCUAAACCUGCAAUGCAUGAAUGUUUUGUGACAUUGCCCUUCAAUUUAUCAAAAUUUCAAGUAGCUAUUGGACGAUAGACCUGACUUACAUGCUUUGGUCCCAUGAGGUAGGGGAUAGCAGGUACGAAGUGCAUAACUACACGGAUCAGUAUCUUUCUAUUGGUCUACACAGUCACACUGCCCCCAGGUUGUGCACACCCCGCGGGCUGUUUGCCAAAGCUCCAUGCGCCUGGGGAAUGGCCCUAUGAAAUAUCUCUAUAGGGGGGCCAAGAGGUUCAGCUGCACUGUAAUGGUCGCCAUUGUCUGGUAUGGGGUGACUGAAAUAUUCAGUUGUCUACUUUCUAUAACAGUAAUAGACCUGUCUACAUGUAAAAACCACUUGGCAUUGUCUUGUUACAUCAGUGGAUAAACUGUGGUAUUUUAACUAAAGUUAUUACAUUUAUCAGUAUUGGCACAUCACCAAAAGAGUUAAAUAAUGACUUUACCACUUAUCUUUAGUUUUUUGGUACAUUCUGGUUGUAAUAAACCAAUUGUCUGACAGCUGAAACUUGAAAGCCAGCCAUUUUGUAACUACAUGGCAUGGCAAUAAGGAGAUGCAACUUUCUGAUUCCAUCUACUGUCUACUUUCCCAUCUUCAAGCAAUGCUGCGAUGUGCUGUAAACAUUCAUUAUUUGCAGUCAGUAAUCUGUUUCUUUAUUUUAUUCGCCUCAUUCAUCUUUUGUGUUUUGCGUGAAACAAUGGCUAAUUUAGUCCAUCCAAAAUAAAAUAAAAGUCAUGCAUUAUGUUGAACUGUAAUUAAGGAACAUGUGUAUUGCUGUAUUAUUAAUGAACUGUGAGUUGAAGCAGCAGUAUUAGACAUAACAAAUGACAAUUUUGGGCUCCUGCUACACGUCACACUGGAUACCUGAAGUUAACACAAGUGUUUGUGUGUUGUUAAUGUGUCUAUAGAUAGCAUUGCUACUUCGGUGGAAGAUGUCACAUUGUCUAUUCAUUUUAAGCCUAGAUGAAAGAAUUAAAACCAGUAGUGUCCAAAAAAGUUGAAAGGAUUUUUAUCAUUGCAAAUAUAAUUUAUUUCUAAUGGGCAUAGUAUUUAAAUGCACAUUUAUAUAUAGGCAGCUGCAUAUGUGUGUCUGAAUGGCUGCUGUUUUUACUGGUUGGUGUAAGAGUGUGUAGGCAUUUAACGGGAGAGAGCUCCUGAUUGCUACAAAUACAAAGCACAGCUGCUGCAGUACCACCUCUUACCUGCAGGGCACCUACAGUCUUAUCGGACCAGAGAUGUAAAUACUGUGGUAUUCAGGUGUUUGCAUUUUUAUUAUUAUUUAUAUAUGAGAACUAUAUUGCAACAGUAUUUGCAUAAUAAAACUGGUAAGAGGCAUGUGCAAAUAAUUGUUAUAUUUUUUGUCUGUUAGUACUAGUUAUACACAUCACUCAGUGUGAGGUUCAGUAAACAAACAUGGAUUAUAUUGUCCUAAAAAGCUACAUAGAGAUUCAUCAUUAACUUAGAAUGGUGCAUUGUUGAGUCAAAUUGUUUCAAAUCCUUUAGAUUGGGAACUUUGUUUAUUUUGCAAUAAUUCUAUAGAUAAAAAAUAUAUUUGACUAGAAACAUAAAAUGAUUGUAGCAAAUGAAACCACACCUUGUAUAAGACCAAAUACCAUCCAAACCUCCUCCAAUCACAAUCAUGUCUCAUAAAAACCACACCCAGUUUGGAUGAAACCAAACCUCUUCCCUGAUAAGCCACACCCCUUUUCACUGCAGAAAAAUGAAACAUUCUGUAUUGUUGGUUGGUAACUGCUAUGAACAUUUGACAUUUUAUGUUUGCGUAGGCAAGAUGGAAAUAAUAUUAUUAGGAAGAUAAUUGUUUAAAUGUUCUUUACACAUUAAGUGAUAGUUGAAAGAAAAUAAAGUACUAAAAACAGUAGGAGGUUUGGAUGAUAUAUGAAUUGGAAAUUGCAAAUAACUAACGCUGGGUACACACCGAGUAAUAAAUUGCGAGCCCGUCGGCAGGUGUAUACCCCCUAUAAGUCUGUGAACUAUGUAGUUCACAGACAUAUGUUGGCCCCCCUGCUGCACAGCCGUGUGUAUCUGGCUGUGUGUAUGGACAGUCUGCCGACCACCUGUACACUUGCUGCAUGGACCGCCAGUGACUGACGUCUCAACUGGGCGGGCACAUUGAAAUGCCCACCCAGUUGUGAUAUAAGGCAGACAUUUGGUAAAUGUGUAUGCAGAUAGGCCAGCAGAUCAGCCAGGUAUGUACCCAGCUUAAUGGUUGUGGUGGUCAGGCAGUGAUAGUUUAGAUGUGGUCUUACCCAAAAGUGUCAUAAUUCCUCUGCUUGUACUUGUAGGUAGUUCAGUUAGGUUACUUGCAAUUUCCCAUUCAUAUUUCUCCCAUGAUCUCCACCCAACCAACCAUGAAACGCAUUGGAUCCAUGUUCUAAGUGUACUAUAUAAUGGGUGGUAGGACGCCCCUACACAUUCAUGUCCCAGAUACGGCACUCCAUUAUUUUCUAUAUAAGGAUAUAUACCGUUUUAAUUUGGUUGCAUAAAUACAGGGUUUGCAAAAGUAUUCAACCCAAUAAAAAGACAACAGAUUUGUCUGUAUUACAAAGGACACCUACAAAGAUUAUUCAAAACACUAUUUUUUCUGGUAACCUGUAUCCUCCUAAAGUACAUUUUCAAACUUGUGUCUCAUUAUUAUUUGUCUGCAGAUUUUUUUUUUUAAUAAAAAAAAAACAAAAAUGCUGCUUACACAACUAUAUUACUUACAGUGAAAAAGAUAAAUACACAGAUCCACCUUAGCCAGAAACCCUGUUGCUAGUCACUUACCUGUGUUUCCAUUUAAAGUUAACAAUUCAAAACUUGAGAUUUCCUGUAACUAUAUAACGCAUUGCUGUGAAAUUCACGAUGUAAGGAUAUAAUUGUAAAUGUAAUAUUUAUACUCCGUUUGGUUUAUCCUGUUUUGUAAAUGUUUGCCGUUUUGCUUUACUCUAAACAUAAGCAAUAAUGUGCCCUAGGUUUUUACUUUUUCUUAUUAGAAAUAAGUAUUAGUGAUUGUACAUAUUUGCCCUUAUGUGAUAAGGUUCAAAUAAGCUAAAGUUUAAAUAGACAAAGUAUAUUUCAGCUAAAGCUCUAGUGUGGGAAAUGAUAAUAUAUUCCUUGUUUAUGUCCAACUUUUUCAGACUACAGUAUGUUUAUUAGUACUGAAAUCUUAUUCCUUGAAUGUUUCUAUUGCUAAAUACUGUAUGGAGCAGUGUGAUUAAAUCCGCCCAGUGUUUGCCUCCUUAAAAAUCUGUUUUAACAACA